AUGGCGACGACGGUCCCUAAUAACUUGAAUCGCGAUCAGUACGUGUACCUAUCCAAGCUAUCCGAGCAAGUCGAGCGAUACGAUAAGAUGGUUCAGUUCAUGCAAAAGUUGGUCCUUGGCUCAACUCUAUCCGGCGAACUAACCGUCAAGGAAAUGAACCUCCUCUCCGUCACAUACAAGAACAUGAUCGGCACACCACAUGCUUCGUGGCGGAUCGUUUCCUCCAUUGAGCAGAAUGAUGAGAGACGUGGUAACGAGGAUCAUGUGGCUGUCAUCCGUGAUUAUCGAGCCAAGAUAGAGGCCGAGCUUUCCUCCAUCUGUGGCGGGAUCUUGAAGUUGCUUGACUCCAGGCUCAUCCCUUCGGCCUCCGCUAAAGACUCCAAGGUCUUUUUUCUUAAGAUGAAGGGUGAUUAUCAUAGGUAUUUGGCUGAGUUCAAGACUGGAGUCGAACGUAAGGAAGCUGUUGAGAGUACUCUCACUGCUUACAAAUCUGCUCAGGACAUUGCCAUCACCGAUUUGGCCCCAACUCACUCGAUCCGGCUCGGAUUGGCACUCAAUUUCUCUAUUUUCUACUACGAAAUUCUCAACUCUCCUGAUCGCGCUUGCAAUCUUGCAAAACAGGCAUUUGAUGAAGCAAUCGCUGAGUUUGAUACUUUAGGCGAGGAAUCAUACAAAGAUAACACUCUCAUAAUGCAACUGCUAAGGGAUAAUCUUACUCUUUGGACGUCGGAUGUGCAUGACCAGUUAGAUGAGCCGUAG
Molecule: messenger RNA, 759 nt
Organism: Hibiscus syriacus
Lineage: Eukaryota; Viridiplantae; Streptophyta; Magnoliopsida; Malvales; Malvaceae
Product: 14-3-3-like protein GF14 kappa
Exons: 1
Coding region: 1-759 (252 amino acids)
Biological process (GO): signal transduction
Cellular component (GO): cytoplasm
Source: RefSeq, a predicted model, not a curated record